Molecule: messenger RNA, 1710 nt
Organism: Helianthus annuus (common sunflower)
Lineage: Eukaryota; Viridiplantae; Streptophyta; Magnoliopsida; Asterales; Asteraceae
Exons: 14
Coding region: 138-1553 (471 amino acids)
Biological process (GO): CTP biosynthetic process; GTP biosynthetic process; UTP biosynthetic process
Molecular function (GO): nucleoside diphosphate kinase activity
Source: RefSeq, a predicted model, not a curated record
GUAAGCUCGUUCGUUGUUUUGAUAAACCCCGUCACUAUCCUCAUCAUCUUCUUCUCUCUCUACUCUCGCUCUAGAAUAAGCUUCUUCAAUCUGCAGACAGAUUCAGAAGUCGUAAGUUAACUAACCAUUAUCAUGUGAUGUUGCUGCUCUUUGUUUCUCUCUCCAAUUUUAACAUCUCCUUUCAAAUUCGACAUAACUACAACAACCGGUUGUGGGCUAGAAGAAGAUUAAGAAUUGUUGCAUCCAUGUUAAACUUGUUUAAUCUAAAGAGGCUAUCUUGGAAAGACACAAAUGGACAACAAAAGGUUGUAUUAUCUGCUACAGAAGUAGAAUCACUUCGGUCGGAACUUGCUGAUCUAGAGGAACGAGAAGCUCAUCUGAAAGCUCGAUUGGAACACAUUGAUGAGACUCUGCGUUGUGCCCGUCUUUCAGGCUAUCUACAAAUGCGAACGAGAUGGGAACCACUACCAGGAGAACCGCCUGCUCUUGAUGACUCAGACGUUGAUGACUGGCGUCCAUUCUUUGUUGUUCUCCAAGGACCGAUCAUUUUCUUAUACUCUACAUCCACGGAUAUAAGUCCACAAGACUCCACCCUUUUGUCUGAUGUGGUGGAAGUAGGAUGCAUGCCAUGUCACACUCAAGAAGACGGGGAAAUUCGAUAUUACUUUUACAUAGUAACUCGCCGUGGAUUGAGAUAUGAAUGCUCAAGUGCUUCGAAAUUUCAGGUGGAUGCUUGGGUGACGACGUUGCAAGAUGAGUGCAAACUGGGAUCGGAUUCAAUUACUCUCGAAAACGAUAACAUAGCUUUCAAUUCCGUUUUCUUUUCACUGUUUGAUCGAUUGAGAACGACGAUGAGUUCCGAAAUCUACAGAUCCGCCUCACGAGCCGCUAGAUCUCUUCUUUCCUAUGCUUCCAAACACAAGCAUCUUGUUCCAUCUAAAGGACGAACAGCUGCUGCAGCAGCGGCGGUUUCAUUCAAAGGAACGCUGCCAGCUCUAGCUUCGUCCACAAACGCCUCCAACAGAUGGAUCGCAGGAGCUCUUGCGCUUCCUGCUGCAGCUUACAUGCUUCAGGAUCAAGAGGCACAUGCAUUACAGAUGGAGCGCACAUUCAUUGCUAUCAAGCCUGACGGCGUGCAAAGAGGACUGAUUUCAGAGAUUAUAGAGCGGUUUGAACGUAAAGGGUUCAAACUUGUAGCCAUUAAACUUGUGGUACCUUCAAAAGCCUUUGCCCAGAAGCAUUAUUAUGAUCUCAAGGAUAGACCAUUCUUUAAUGGCUUAUGCAACUUCCUCAGCUCUGGUCCUGUUCUUGCAAUGGUUUGGGAAGGAGAAGGUGUGAUUACUUAUGGCCGUAAACUUAUUGGAGCUACUGAUCCACAGAAGUCAGAGCCUGGGACCAUUAGAGGUGAUUUGGCGAUUGUCGUCGGAAGGAACAUCAUCCAUGGAAGCGAUGGUCCAGAGACCGCCAAGAACGAAAUCAACCUCUGGUUCAAACCGGAUGAGUUGACUAAUUACACCAGCAAUCAAGAAAAGUGGACCUAUGGAGUGAACUAAGCUAAACCAACUUUUUUUUAUAUUUUCAGUUGCCAUCCAAUCUAGAUAGCGGGUCUUUUGAAAAAUAAACCACAUUUUGUACAAUAAGAUGAAUAUUUUUCUUAUUAUUGUUGUCAAAAUUAAUAAAAGUCUGGUUGGUCUCUUUUUCGGUUUCAAA